Molecule: messenger RNA, 1434 nt
Organism: Ostrea edulis (European flat oyster)
Lineage: Eukaryota; Metazoa; Mollusca; Bivalvia; Ostreida; Ostreidae
Product: multiple epidermal growth factor-like domains protein 10
Exons: 11
Coding region: 1-1434 (477 amino acids)
Molecular function (GO): scavenger receptor activity
Source: RefSeq, a predicted model, not a curated record
AUGGAUGGACUUACCUCCCAAUUCUACAAAGGUUGUCCUGUACCCGGUUACUACGGACUUAACUGUUCCAUUCCUUGUGAUGAUACAAACUGUCGAUACUGUCACUCAGAGGCUGGAGCCUGUUACAGAUGUAAACCUGGAUACCAGGGACAUCAGUGUAAACUACCUUGCAGUCCUCAGUAUUACGGAGAACUAUGUAAGGAGACCUGUGGUAGCUGUAGUGACGGAAUGACGUGUAACCAUGUUGAUGGAACCUGCACAAACGGAUGUGACGUCGGAUUCUAUGGAGAGGAGUGUAAAACGCACUUACCUCCCAAUUCUACAAAGGUUGUCCUGUACCCGGUUACUACGGACUUAACUGUUCCAUUCCUUGUGAUGAUACAAACUGUCGAUACUGCCACUCAGAGACUGGAGCCUGUUACAGAUGUAAACCUGGAUACCAGGGACAUCAGUGUAAACUACGUAUCUUGCAGUCCUCAGUAUUACGGAGAACUAUGUAAGGAGACCUGUGGUAGCUGUAGUGACGGAAUGACGUGUAACCAUGUUGAUGGAACCUGCACAAACGGAUGUGACGUCGGAUUCUAUGGAGAGGAGUGUAAAACGCGUUGUCCUGUACCCGGUUACUACGGACUUAACUGUUCCAUUCCUUGUGAUGAUACAAACUGUCGAUACUGUCACUCAGAGACUGGAGCCUGUUACAGAUGUAAACCUGGAUACCAGGGACAUCAGUGUAAACUACCUUGCAGUCCUCAGUAUUACGGAGAACUAUGUAAGGAGACCUGUGGUAGCUGUAGUGACGGAAUGACGUGUAACCAUGUUGAUGGAACCUGCACAAACGGAUGUGACGUCGGAUUCUAUGGAGAGGAGUGUAAAACGCGUUGUCCUGUACCCGGUUACUACGGACUUAACUGUUCCAUUCCUUGUCCUGAUACAAGCUGUCGAUACUGUCACUCAGAGACUGGAGUCUGUUACAGAUGUAAACCUGGAUACCAGGGACAUCAGUGUAAACUACCUUGCAGUCCUCAGUAUUACGGAGAACAAUGUAAGGAUACCUGUGGUAACUGUAGUGAAGGAAUGACGUGUAACCAUGUUAAUGGAACCUGCACAAACGGAUGUGACGUCGGAUUCUAUGGAGAUGAGUGUAAAACGCAGUGUGGUGAUAAUCUGUACGGACCAAGCUGUAACCAAACAUGCGGGAAAUGUCGAGAUGGCAAGCAGUGUCAGUACAUCAACGGUUCUUGUAAUGAUGGAUGUGAGCCUGGAUACCGGGGAAACAAAUGUGAUGAAGUCUGCCAGUUUGGGCAUUUUGGUGCUAAUUGUACAGCGGAAUGUAGUGUGUUCUGUCGGAAAUCACGUGAUUGUCAUCAUGUGACGGGCUAUUGCACGGGUGGUUGCAAAACUGGAUGGCAAGGAAAUUACUGUAUAGAAGGUUAG